UAUUCAGGAGCGGGCGUGUGGGCGCCCCGGUCAGCCGCCAUGAAGCUCAACGUGGACGGGCUGCUGGUCUACUUCCCGUACGACUACAUCUACCCGGAGCAGUUCUCCUACAUGCUGGAGCUCAAGCGCACGCUGGACGCCAAGGGUCAUGGAGUCCUGGAGAUGCCCUCGGGCACUGGGAAGACAGUGUCCCUAUUGGCCCUGAUUGUGGCCUAUCAGAGGGCUUAUCCGCUGGAGGUGACCAAACUUAUCUACUGCUCACGGACCGUGCCAGAGAUUGAGAAGGUCAUAGAAGAGCUUCGUAAGCUACUCAGCUUCUACGAGCAGCAGGAGGGCGAGAAGCUGCCGUUCUUAGGACUGGCCCUGAGCUCAAGAAAGAACCUGUGUAUUCAUCCAGAGGUGACUCCACUGCGCUUUGGGAAGGAUGUUGAUGGGAAGUGUCACAGCCUGACUGCAUCGUAUGUGCGGGCACAGUACCAGCAGGAUGCCAGCCUGCCUCACUGCCGCUUCUAUGAGGAAUUUGACAUCCAUGGACGCCAGGUGCCGCUUCCUGCGGGCAUCUACAACCUGGAUGACCUGAAGGCCCUCGGGCAGCGCCAGGGCUGGUGCCCCUACUUCCUGGCUCGAUAUUCGAUCCUGCAUGCCAACGUGGUGGUUUACAGCUACCACUACCUCCUGGACCCCAAGAUCGCAGACCUGGUAUCCAAAGAGCUGGCCCGCAAGGCUGUUGUGGUCUUCGAUGAAGCUCACAACAUUGACAAUGUCUGCAUUGACUCCAUGAGUGUCAACCUCACCCGCAGGACUCUGGACCGUUGCCAGAGCAACUUAGACACCCUGCAGAAGACUGUGCUCAGGAUCAAGGAGACGGAUGAGCAGCGGCUGCGGGAUGAGUACCGGCGCCUGGUGGAGGGCCUGCGGGAGGCCAGUGUGGCCCGGGAGACAGAUGCCCACCUGGCCAACCCUGUGCUGCCCGACGAGGUGCUGCAGGAGGCUGUGCCUGGCUCCAUCCGUACGGCUGAGCACUUCCUGGGCUUUCUGCGGCGGCUGCUGGAGUAUGUCAAGUGGCGUCUGCGUGUGCAGCAUGUGGUGCAGGAGAGUCCACCUGCCUUUCUGAGCGGCCUGGCCCAGCGGGUGUGCAUCCAGCGCAAGCCCCUCAGGUUCUGUGCUGAACGCCUGCGCUCCCUGCUGCACACCCUGGAGAUUGCUGACCUGGCCGACUUCUCCCCGCUCACACUCCUUGCUAACUUCGCCACUCUCGUCAGCACUUACGCCAAGGGCUUCACCAUUAUCAUUGAGCCCUUUGACGACAGGACCCCCACCAUUGCCAACCCUGUUCUGCACUUCAGCUGUAUGGACGCCUCCUUGGCCAUCAAGCCUGUGUUUGAGCGCUUCCAGUCCGUCAUCAUCACUUCUGGGACACUGUCCCCACUGGACAUCUACCCCAAGAUCCUGGACUUCCACCCUGUCACAAUGGCAACCUUCACCAUGACGCUGGCCCGAGUCUGCCUCUGCCCGAUGAUCAUUGGCCGUGGUAAUGACCAGGUUGCAAUCAGCUCCAAGUUUGAGACCAGAGAAGAUAUUGCUGUGAUCCGCAACUAUGGCAACCUCCUGCUGGAGAUGUCCGCGGUGGUCCCAGAUGGCAUUGUGGCCUUCUUCACCAGCUACCAGUACAUGGAAAGCACCGUGGCCUCCUGGUAUGAGCAGGGCAUCCUUGAGAACAUCCAGAGGAACAAACUGCUCUUCAUUGAGACCCAGGAUGGGGCUGAGACCAGUGUGGCCCUGGAGAAGUACCAAGAGGCAUGCGAGAAUGGCCGUGGGGCCAUUCUGCUCUCAGUGGCUCGGGGCAAAGUAUCAGAAGGGAUUGACUUUGUGCACCACUACGGGCGGGCUGUGAUCAUGUUUGGAGUUCCCUAUGUCUAUACCCAGAGUCGAAUUCUCAAGGCCCGGCUGGAGUAUCUGCGGGACCAGUUCCAGAUCCGCGAGAAUGACUUCCUCACCUUUGAUGCUAUGCGCCACGCGGCCCAGUGUGUGGGUCGUGCCAUCAGGGGCAAGACGGACUAUGGACUCAUGGUCUUUGCUGACAAGCGGUUUGCUCGGGCGGACAAGCGUGGUAAGCUGCCUCGCUGGAUCCAGGAGCACCUGACUGACUCCAACCUCAACCUGACCGUGGAUGAGGGUGUACAGGUCGCCAAGUACUUCCUGCGGCAGAUGGCGCAGCCCUUCCACCGGGAGGAUCAGCUGGGCCUGUCGCUGCUCAGCCUGGAGCAGCUGCAGUCAGAGGAGACACUACAGCGAAUUGAGCAGAUCGCGCAGCAGCUCUGAACACCAGGACUGGGGUGACCGCCUGUGGCUCCUGGGAGGUGCUGGAAGGUCCCAGGGCCCUUGGCAAACACCCAGUACCAGUGCACAGCCUUUAAUUGCAGGGAGGAUCACAGGGUCCCGAUCGAUCUACAAGUGCUGCCCAGGCAGGGUGCAGGGUGACCACCCACCCUUCCUGAUCCCUGAGAAGCUGUGGCCUCUGCAGCCAGUCAGUCCACUUAGCGCGGGCUCAGAUCUUGUGUGCUGACACUCAGGGUCCGAGGGGCCUCACUCAGGUGCCGGGUUGAGAGCUGGGGACAGGCGCAGGAAUGGUUAGAGUUCUUUUCCAGUUGACAUUGGAGCCACUUCAUGCCCUGCCCACCAGCUCCUCCCUACCUUGAGUCCCCAGGAGGAGGCCCCACCUUUCCUGGCUUGCUGAGCCUGCCAGCAGCACCCCACUCCAUCACUGACUCCUCACCUGCGUCCGGGCAGCCCUGGGACCAUCCACGUUCAGCAUAUUGAGUGACAUGGCUCUCUUCAUCCUGAAGAGGAGCCCAAAAAGACAGGAGUGAGACAGGGAAGACUGCAAUGUCACGAGACUGAUGUCACGGAAGGUUCUUGACAGACUGCUGACCUCUCCCGGCACUCACCCGGCAGCCCCUGCCAUGCCCUCCCCUCGGAGGCGGGAGACCAGCUUCUCGCUUCCACGCCGGAUGGACUCCCGGAGCUUAGAGAAGGAACUGCUCCUGCGCAGGACCUGGGGAGGGCACAGUGAUGUGUGGGGACAUGGUGGGGGCCCAACAAGGACCUGAGGUGGAGCCUGCUUACCUGCUGCUGUGUAUCGCCUGCUGUGCCUCCCUGGGGGGCUCCUGUGGGACAGAAGGGACAUGGAGGCAGGUGUGAGGAAUACCACCAUGCAGGAGGGGGUGCAGGAGGGUAUAGGGGUGGGCUCACCAAGUGGGGCGGGCAGGGCCUCCUGGCUGAGGAUCUCCUUGUACAGCUCCUCUGCCUGCUGAUACUUGUUCUGUUUCAGGUAGGCUGAGGCCUGCGGGGAGGGAGGGCAGAGGCAGGGCGUGGACAUCUUGUUUAGGCCUGGGAAUGUCUCAGACCUGCCCGCUUUCCCUAGCAUCCUGCCUCAGCUUACUGCAGUGCUGAGCCACCCGUGCAGGAGACCAGGCUGCCUGCCACUGGGUCCUGCAUCUCUGUGCCAGUCUCCUACCUCAGUGGGUGAAAUGUUCGGGGUCAUCCACCAUGACACAAUAAAAUCUGACAGAGGACUUUGUGAA
Mus caroli (Ryukyu mouse) is the source of this 3584-nucleotide messenger RNA. RefSeq names its product ERCC excision repair 2, TFIIH core complex helicase subunit (gene Ercc2). Gene Ontology annotation, biological process: transcription by RNA polymerase II; nucleotide-excision repair; positive regulation of mitotic recombination. The record is from RefSeq and is a predicted model, not a curated record. Gene Ontology annotation, cellular component: nucleus. Gene Ontology annotation, molecular function: damaged DNA binding; hydrolase activity, acting on acid anhydrides, in phosphorus-containing anhydrides; ATP binding. Lineage: Eukaryota; Metazoa; Chordata; Mammalia; Rodentia; Muridae.